Carassius carassius (crucian carp) is the source of this 2145-nucleotide messenger RNA. RefSeq names its product transforming growth factor beta-2 proprotein-like. Gene Ontology annotation, molecular function: growth factor activity; type II transforming growth factor beta receptor binding; cytokine activity. The transcript has 7 exons. The coding region runs from base 469 to 1704 and encodes 411 amino acids. The record is from RefSeq and is a predicted model, not a curated record. Lineage: Eukaryota; Metazoa; Chordata; Actinopteri; Cypriniformes; Cyprinidae. Gene Ontology annotation, cellular component: extracellular region. Gene Ontology annotation, biological process: BMP signaling pathway; regulation of cell population proliferation; SMAD protein signal transduction.
AGGCGCUUCCUGGACCUCCACAUCUUCUCACACGGCGAGGGAGAGUGACUGUGCGGCGCUUUGGAGAGAGUUCGCGGCGCUCUGAUGCGGUGGAGGUGCGCGCAAAAAGCCCGCAGGCGACGCGUCUGUAAACAACAACCGCAUCAACAGAACUUCGAGACGCAGAAACCUUUGAUGGCCAAAUCAAGGGCUGUUUUAGUGCCCCGUGAUUUUGUGCACUGAAGUCAUUUGGAAUGAAGGUCUUAGUUUCUCUCCCGAAUAUAACGGAUCUGACAGACCAUUUCGUGUUGGCUCCUCGGAUGGAUUUGCGGGAACAAUAAACAGACGUUUGCCGUUGCUAAUAGUGCGCAAACGCGCAAAAGUUUAAGUUGGCUUUGCCAUCAAGUUGAAAUGAUUGGGCUUCUGCAUCACCUAAUUUACUAAUUAGCAUUUUUAAACUCGCUUCAGCUACAAAAACUAAAACACAAAAUGAACUUGUACGUCUUGAGUCUCCUUCUGACCUUGGAUUUAGCCACAGUGGCCGUCAGUCUAUCCACAUGCAGCACUCUGGACAUGGAGCAGUUCAAAAAGAAGCGGAUCGAGGCCAUCCGCGGUCAGAUCCUCAGUAAACUCAAGCUGAGCUGUCCUCCCGAGAUCUACCCCGAGCCCGAGGAGGUGUCCCGGGACAUCAUCGCCAUCUAUAACAGCACGCGAGACCUGCUGCAGGAGAAAGCCAACGAGCGCGCGGCCACCUGCGAGCGACAGCGCAGCGAGGAGGAGUACUACGCCAAAGAAGUGCACAAGAUAGACAUGCAGCCCUUCUACCCUGCCGAGAAUGUCAUCUCUAAUACACAUUACAACCCGUACUUCAGGAGGCUCAGGUUUGACAUGAGCUCCAUGGAGAAGAACGCCUCGAACCUGGUGAAGGCAGAGCUCAGGAUCUUCAGGCUGCAGAACCCAAAAGCCCGUGUGUCUGAGCAGCGCAUUGAGCUUUACCAGAUUUUAGGUCAUAAAGACCUCACGUCACCCACGCAGCGCUACAUUGACAGCAAGGUGGUGCGCACCCGUACGGAGGGCGAGUGGCUGUCGUUUGACGUGACGGAGGCCGUCAGCGAGUGGCUGCUGCACAGAGACAGAAACAAUGGAUUCAAGAUCAGCCUGCACUGUCCCUGCUGCACAUUUGUGCCGUCAAAUAAUUACAUCAUCCCCAACAAGAGCGAGGAGCUGGAGGCGCGCUUUGCAGGUAUAGAUGACAGCUUUGUACACAUAGGGGAUCUGAAGAUGUUUAAAAAGCGGCAUCGGAGCGGUCAGUCUCCACACCUGCUGCUGAUGCUGCUUCCUUCAUACCGACUGGAGUCGCAGCACAAGAGCCACAGACAGAAACGCGCUCUGGACGCGGCCUUCUGCUCCAGGAAUGUGCAGGACAACUGCUGUUUACGCUCUCUCUACAUCGACUUCAAGAAGGAUCUGGGCUGGAGGUGGAUCCACGAACCCAAAGGUUAUAACGCCAACUUCUGUGCGGGAGCCUGUCCGUAUCUGUGGAGCGCAGACACCCAGCACAGCAACAUCCUCGGCCUCUAUAACACUAUUAAUCCAGAAGCGUCCGCAUCUCCUUGCUGUGUGUCUCAGGAUCUGGAACCCCUCACAAUCCUUUACUACAUUGGAAAAACCCCUAAAAUCGAGCAGCUCUCCAACAUGAUUGUCAAGUCGUGCAAGUGCAGCUAGGAACGAUCAACUCCGUUUCCGAGAACACGCAUUCAAACAAACAAACAUACAGUAAUUUAAAUCCCAAUCACACACAUGCUGCACAGAGCAAUUCCUACAAACUCUCAAAAACCAAGAUGACAGGUAAAAACACACAUCUGAAUGUGUGAAUGUGUGCUGGAAACGGCCAUGUGUCACAUCACCCGCUCCUCACUCUAUGGAUGUGAGUUUGGCAAACACUGGAAGUACGUGAUAGGUGUUUAUAUGUGAAGCAAGCGGAAGAAAAAAUCCCUUGUUCAAUUUAUUUCAAACAAACACUUUUUUUUUUGUCUUUGUUGUUGUUGAUUUUGUUUUCCUCAAUAAUACGGAUAUUGUUUGUUUGGUAAUAUAUAAAACCCAUUAUAUUGUUCACCAGUACUGGUGAAGAGCUGGAAACUUCUGGCAAACCGUUGCCACAAACUA